Nematostella vectensis (starlet sea anemone) is the source of this 1435-nucleotide messenger RNA. RefSeq names its product N-alpha-acetyltransferase 30. Gene Ontology annotation, cellular component: NatC complex. The coding region runs from base 6 to 785 and encodes 259 amino acids. Gene Ontology annotation, biological process: N-terminal peptidyl-methionine acetylation. The record is from RefSeq and is a predicted model, not a curated record. The transcript has 4 exons. Gene Ontology annotation, molecular function: protein-N-terminal amino-acid acetyltransferase activity. Lineage: Eukaryota; Metazoa; Cnidaria; Anthozoa; Actiniaria; Edwardsiidae.
AAAAAAUGUCAGAGCUCACAGUUGUUGAGGGAGCAGAGAAAUUGCUUGGAAAUGGAGACCACGAGUUUAGCUUUCCGGGGAAACUGCCGGGCUCACACAAUCACACUCCUCUGGCAGCGAAGAAGGUUGCCGACCUAAACGGCAUGAUUGUCACAGACAAAUCCGAUUACAACCAUGCCAUUGGAAGUGAAGAUAAGAAAAGUGAUCAUUCAGAAACAGCGUCAGAAACAUCGAAUAAAGCGCCUAAAGCAACCGCCGGCGAAGUGACAAAGGAAAAGUGUGUUGAACCUUGCACCAGAACGGAAGCACUCGACUCGGUGGAGACGAAAGGCAUUGAGUAUAUUAGUUACGAGUCUGAGCACCAGAUGAAGGCUAUAAUGGCUCUGAUCACCAAAGACUUGUCUGAACCAUACUCAAUUUAUACUUAUCGCUACUUUAUUCACAACUGGCCCAAUCUGUGUUUCUUGGCUAUGUACAAGGACCAAUGUGUUGGGGCAAUUGUUUGCAAACUUGAUGUCCACAAGAGUAUGGUCCAUCGGGGAUACAUAGCGAUGCUUGCUGUUGAAAAGGAUUUCAGAAGGCAUAAAAUCGGGACAGCUUUAGUCAAAAAAGCCAUCAGAGCAAUGAUUGAAGACAACUGUGAUGAGGUUGUUCUGGAAACAGAGAUCACAAACAAAGCAGCCCUUCGACUCUAUGAAAAUCUUGGAUUUGUACGUGACAAGAGACUAUUCCGAUAUUAUCUUAAUGGGGUGGAUGCACUUAGGUUAAAACUCUGGCUUCGCUAGUGAACUACUCGUUGACACGUACUCAUACAAGCCUGCAGCUCUGUAGAAUGAAAAUCAGAAGCCCAAAGUUUGAAGUUUUUGUGUCUUGAAGCAAAUAGAUGCAAGUUUAGUCAUCAAAAAUCAUCUUCUUGACGUGGAAAGGUGAACUUGUUUUCAGUGAUUCUGAUGCAUAUUUUGACUAUCCCAGACUUAAAAGCAAUGUCAUUCAUUUAAUGUCAUUGUCUCAAAAAUGUUAAUCUAUUAAUAAGGCUCUGUAUUUCUUAAAUUGAGCUCUUAUACUCUAGGUCGGGAUCAGAGAAAAUUAUAUUGCAUGUUCAAGUUUUUUUUCCCCGCAUAUCACUUGCUUGACAUAGGUGAUAUGGAUUUGCAGCUUCAACAAAACAAUUUCCAUCUCAGCUCUGUUUCUUUACUUUCUAUCUUCUUUUUAAAAGAAAAUAAAAAAACCCAUCUUUUUUUCAAUUCUUGAUCUUCCUUUCUGUUUUUCAGCUAUGCAAUAAAGGCAUUUAAAAGUACUUUUUGGGUAAACUCAUCUUCCAAUUUGCACAGAUAAUAAGAUAUCUCACUCAAACGUUUUAGUUUUAACAUUUUAUUGUGAACUACUGUACAAAAAAAGACGGAGUACAAUAAAUUACCAUGAGAUUUGAUUAUUA